Molecule: messenger RNA, 1197 nt
Organism: Carica papaya (papaya)
Lineage: Eukaryota; Viridiplantae; Streptophyta; Magnoliopsida; Brassicales; Caricaceae
Source: RefSeq, a predicted model, not a curated record
AUGUCAACGGACCCAGAUGAGAAUGGCAUAUUGGGGAGCCUGGACAAUGGGGCAGAAUUUCACCUGGUGAAGCCACUUACAUAUGACGAUGUAAGAAUCCUUUGGCAAUUUUCUGUCCUGAGGAAAAUAGAGCUCAAUAGGUUGCCUUCCUCUUCUUCCUCUUCUGAAAAUGGAAUGAGCAGCUCUGCCGCUGAAUCUCUCGAUAUUUUCAAUAGCAUCAGUCUUGAAUCUGAUGAUGACGAGGAGUCUGAUGCUAAUCAAAGUGGCUCCAAAAGGAAACAGCCUGAAAACUCCUCCAGCAGAAACUCAGAUGAUAACUCUGAUUCAUCCAUUGUCAAGAAGAACAGGAUUGUCUGGACUGAUGAGCUGCACAACAAAUUCGUGCACGCCGUUGAUUUUCUUGGUGCAGAAGAAGCUUUUUCGAAGAAUAUUCUUCAGCACAUGAACGCACCUGGGUUGAGAAAGGAAGACAUUUCAAGCCAUUUACAGUUUUCUUCAAAUCCGAUCAACAUGGGUGGAGGAGGCAUUUAUCAAUUUCCCGGCUCGCAGAAAGGGAUUGCGGUAACUUUCCAUCCCGAAAUCAAUAACAUCUUCACAGAGCAUAACGUCAGUCCGGCGAACUUGGAGGCUACUACCUCCGUCGGCCAGCUCUUUGGAGCACCAGCUACAAAUUUUGAUGUCCGUCACUUUUCAAACAUGAUAUCUGGUCAUGCUGCUGCUCCUCUCAACUAUGGCUAUGCGUUGGAGAGUACGGGAAGUGAUUAUGACAAGAAUAAGAUUAUGAUUUACGAUAAUAAUAAUAACAAUAGUAGUACUGGUAGUAAUUUGCAGCCUAUGAAAGAGAAAGACAUGGUCAUCGGAGAAACCAGUUAUAAUAAUAAUAAUAUUGGGACGAUUAGUGGAGGUUAUUAUUUGGAUGAUCAGUUGAUUGAUGAGUCAACUGACUGGCGAGCAUUGCUUGAAAGUGUCAUGGGAGAAGAACUAACCCCUGUGCCUCAGCCUCAGCCUGUGGAAGAACAAGUUGCAGCUCAGCCGGCGCCGGCUCCCCAGAUUGCUCAGCCCGCAGCGGCGGAAGUGACACCACAGCCAUCAAACUUUCAGUAUGGGGCGGAUGGGUAUGGAGGAAUUGAUGAUCUGUUCAACAUGCUGAACGUCACAAGCAAUUUCUUCGAUUAUGAUUUCAGUGAUAUCUUUUAG